Molecule: messenger RNA, 604 nt
Organism: Coregonus clupeaformis (lake whitefish)
Lineage: Eukaryota; Metazoa; Chordata; Actinopteri; Salmoniformes; Salmonidae
Product: troponin C, slow skeletal and cardiac muscles
Exons: 6
Coding region: 113-598 (161 amino acids)
Cellular component (GO): myosin II complex
Molecular function (GO): calcium ion binding
Source: RefSeq, a predicted model, not a curated record
AAUAAAGGCUGGGGCAGGUGUUGCUUCUAUCCUUUGUCCUGUGUCUGAGGCGUUUGUGGGAGCGUCAGUGUGUUCCAGUGACUGAGACAGAGACAAAGACAGGCCAGCAGCCAUGGAUGAUGUAUACAAAGCAGCGGUUGAGAACUUAACAGAAGAGCAGAAAAAUGAGUUUAAGGCAGCCUUUGACAUUGCAUGUCAGGGUGCGGAGGACGGCUGCAUCAGCACCAAGGAGUUGGGGAAAGUGAUGAGGAUGCUGGGGCAGAACCCCACCCCUGAGGAGCUGCAGGAGAUGAUAGAUGAGGUGGAUGAGGAUGGCAGCGGGACAGUAGACUUUGAUGAGUUCCUAGUGAUGAUGGUGCGCUGCAUGAAGGAGGAGAGCAAAGGAAAAUCAGAGGAAGAGUUGGCCGAACUUUUCCGCAUGUUCGACAAAAACGGAGAUGGCUACAUUGAUUUGGAGGAGCUGAAAAGCAUGCUGGAGUCGACUGGAGAGGCCAUCACUGAGGAUGACAUUGAAGAACUCAUGAAGGAUGGAGACAAAAAUAAUGACGGAAAGAUUGAUUAUGAUGAGUUCCUGGAAUUCAUGAAGGGGGUUGAGUAAAGGACU